CAAAUAAGCCUUUACUAAACGGGACCCAUCCACUGUAGUACUGCAGUAGUAGUACUACUUCCUCUACUACGCAGUAUUUCCAUUUACUGCGCAGUCUUUGUCCUCAGAGACUGGCACUGCCGUUAAUUCAGGAGGUCGAGGCAAACGGACAGACCUAAUGCCACCCAAGAGAGAUGCGGGGGCCCCCUCCACAUCUCCCCCAGUGAAGAUGAUAAAGAUCGGUACAGACGGCCAGGAGUAUGGCUGUGAUCCAGAUGAGAACAGGUACAGACUGACAGAGGAGGGCUCCUACUCCCCUUAUGUUAACAAUGAGCAGAAUGAACACGUGUUUGAUGAAGACAACAUUACCAGCACUGGCCUCAGAACAGACACCAUCAGCCUGCUCAUGAAAAUAGAGCAGCUCCAAGCACAGCUCAAGUACGAGCGCAGGUGUAGGAUUCUGGCAGAGAGAGAGCUAAGGGAGCUCAAAGAGAUGAACACCCUGAUGAUGCAGAUGCGGCACACGGCCCAUGAGCUGAGAGUGACUUUAGACCACGUUCUUCAGACAAAUGAGCCUCCGGUCACACAGUCGAGCGCUGCGGACGAGUCCAUGUCGUACAUGUCAGAGCCCGACACAGACAUCAGAGUGCCGCAAAACAUCGCCCCCGAAGUGCACAGUAUACCUCCUGUCAAUCCAGUGCCGCCAACGAUGCAGAAUCUCCCAGAGGAUGAUGAGAAUUAUUUAUAUCUGGCGGAAAAUAUUAGAGUGCCCAGGAAUCUGUAUGAGAGAAUAGCAGAGAUUGAGGACUAUAAAAAGUACACGGGAGCACUGCUGAUGAUGCUUUUUGAUAGAGACACUUUAGCCACACACUCCCUGCAGGGACGCAGGGGCACUCUCAGUGGAUCAGACGACUCCCAAAAACCACAACUACCACCAGACAUCCUGAGAAAUAUUAUUGAACACAUUUCAAGUAAGUUUGGUGUUGACCAUGGUCUUAUUAAAACGGCCAUCAGGACGAAGUUGAAUAAUGAGGACAAACUGUUCAAAAAAAGGCAUGGGUUAGGCAAAUCUGAAAACAAAAUACCUCCUGUGUAUUGUCCAGAAAUAUUAAGAAAAUCAGAGCCUAAAAUUGAACCCGCCUUUUUUCCACUGCUGCCUGACCCUGACGACAAUGGAGGUGAUUUACAGCAGUAAUGUUUUGUUCAAAUGAAGACUUUUGCCUUGGUUCACUUAUGUACAACUGUUAUAGUAUUGUUCAGCACAUGUAACACCACAUUACUCUUAAUUUACUGUUUUUCUCGACCUCUAAAGCAGAAGUAUUUGGCACCUGUCUCGUCCACUGUGUGCAUUAACUUGUGACCAAACAAAGCUGUUUAACAGCAUCUUGAAAUGUAGUUGAACUAAGUGUUCUUAAUACGGUUUACUUCUUCAAGCUCGUAAAUGUCUCUAUCAGGUUUGUGACUUUUGUCUUGGUGACUGUAUACAGUGCAUAGCAAUAGUCAUAUAGAGGCCUUAGAGUGUAAUAGACUGAAAAUAUAAAGGAUGCAGACGUGUGUCCAACUUGUGCAUUACAAAGUGAUACUGUGAUAUUACAUGCAUAUUUUGAACGUUUCUAUGUAAUGCUACAAUAAUCUCUUGUUAAUCGACACCUCUCACUGUGCGGAUGUAUUUUGUUACAUAUGGUUCAAUAAAAGUCAAAAAGCAAA
Messenger RNA from Boleophthalmus pectinirostris (great blue-spotted mudskipper), 1686 nucleotides. RefSeq lists its product as uncharacterized. Bases 158 to 1174 code for a protein of 338 amino acids. Lineage: Eukaryota; Metazoa; Chordata; Actinopteri; Gobiiformes; Gobiidae. Gene Ontology annotation, molecular function: transcription corepressor activity; DNA binding. The transcript is spliced from 6 exons. Gene Ontology annotation, cellular component: nucleus. Gene Ontology annotation, biological process: positive regulation of neuron differentiation; negative regulation of Notch signaling pathway. The record is from RefSeq and is a predicted model, not a curated record.